Messenger RNA from Pelagomonas calceolata, 2122 nucleotides. Lineage: Eukaryota; Pelagophyceae; Pelagomonadales; Pelagomonadaceae. The record is from the annotation of a GenBank genome assembly.
AAAGCUUGCUCCUCGCCCGGAGACCCCUGCCUUGCGGCUGAGUUGCCCGAGGCUGCACGCACGAACCCGUUUCGCAAAGCCCCCGGCCCCCUCCAUCGCUGCGGCUCCGGCGCGGCAGCGGAGGGCAGCCCACCUAUCGCACACGAUGGGCUGCCUCCAGUCCAACCUGAGCACGGCGCGACUAGAUCCAAGCUUGUGCUCCACGACACCUUUCCAAGAGAAAUACGCGAGGAAAGUCUCGGGCCUGACGGAGGAACGGUUCCUAGGGCAAGGAUCGUUUGGCCGAGUAGUUCUCAUAGAGGACAAACAAUCAAGAGACACGUACGCUCUGAAGAUCAUCGCCAAGCGACGACGCACGGGCGGCGACGAGAAGCUCCUCGAGUCGUUACGGACGGAAAUUACUAUACUAAGAGAGUACGGCCGGCACGAGAACAUCUUGCAGCUGCGGGACGUGUAUGACCGGCCCACGUCCGUGUUACUCGUAGAAGAGUUAGCGACGGGCGGCGACUUAUUAGGAUGGGCGACGCACGCGCCGUCGCGGACGGGGCACCAACACCUGUCGUUCACCGAAGGUCACGCGGCGUCGGCCACGAGGCAGAUUUUGAAGGCAGUAGCUUAUCUCCAUGACCGGAACGUGGUCCACCGCGACAUCAAGCCGGACAACGUGCUCGUGAGGGACCGGCGGAGCUUUGUCAUUAAAGUGGCGGACUUCGGUGCUGGCUCGGCGUCCCGCGGUGCUGCGGCGCCUUCACGCCAUCGACGCGCGUCGUCUCCGGGAGAGCAGGUGGUGGGUGGUCUUAUUUUCGAUUUUGGGGCCGUUCGGACCGAGUCGAGGGACCACGAUGCUCCGCGCAUGACGUGGUCGCCGUGACGGCGUCGACGCGAUGCCGCGCCGCCUCGACGCCGUCUUCGUGGUCGCAUGAGAGUCCACGCGUCUCGCGAGAGAGCCACGGCGGUCUCGUGACGGCGUCGUUCCGCACAGGCUGCAGCAAGAUCCUCGAGAAGGGCCAAGCUACUGCAGUCCAGUCCAAAAAGGGUUAUGAACAAUUGAUGGACUCCUUCGUCGGCACGAAGGUGUAUGCGGCUCCCGAGAUUUUAAGACAUAAGCCCUACGACAGUAGUGUGGACGAGUAUAGCACUGGUGUUUUAGUAGCUCUCCUCUUGACGGGGAAACACCCGCUGUCCGACAUCGAGGUGGACACGAACUUGGCGCUGGCUUCUUGUGACGUUCCGUUUCUCAUUGAUUUUAGCGAUAAGAAAUGGAGUCGCGUGAACAAAGCCGCGAGGGCGAGUGACUCAGAGCAGAAAAUGACCUUGAACUUGAUCUGGUGGAGACGAUGGCGUCUCCACGAAGCCGCACCGCCUCGACGGCGUCGAUGCGGCCGCAUGAGAGUCGACGCGUCUCGUGAGAGAGUUGUCGUGAUGGUGUCGUUCCGCGCAGGACGUGGCACGGGCGUUGGCUAGAUGCGAUCCAGCCAAGAGAAUCCGCGCCAAGGACGCUCUACGCUCAUUCCCGUGGCUGGAUGAAGCGGCUUCUGUGGUAGAAGCGCCGGCGCUACCAGAUGAUGUGCUCGAGCGGCUGCGACGAACGCGCUUGGACGGCGUCCAAGCUUUGGCUCUCAGAUCUGUAGUAUCCACCCCGAAAGUGUCUACGUUCGCGAAGGAGGCCGAUCAGUUGUUUGAGGCGCUGGACGCGGAUUCGACAGGUUUAGUACGGAGAAAUGAAGUACUGCGAUUAGCUCACGGCCGUUUAAGGCGAGUAGACUUAGAAUUGGCGUUCGACCACGCGGACCUGGCCGGCGACGGCGUCGUGACGAAGGACGAGUUCAAGUGUGCUCUGUUAGCUACAAGAGGUGACUUAGUUGCGCAACUUGUCGACGCGGCGUUCGCGGCGCUCGACGUGUCGCAUACCGGUAAGAUAACCGCGUCGGACGUCAUGGCCUGCGCGGCGGGUCUGGGCGUGAAAGUCGACGCAUCAGAUGUCCAAAAGUGGAUCGCGUCCCAUGACGUCGCCGGGGACGGGGAGCUGUCGCGUGACGAGUUCCAAAAGAUGAUGUCCUCCGUGGCCGAUUCCGAGUUCCGCGCCGGGGAGAAGCUCCUGACUAAACUGUGACAAAUACAA